CUGAGGGACGCUACAUACAUUUUUUCAGCUAAAUACGGAUCAAUCCGACUCCUACUAGGAAAACAUCAACAAGUCAUUGCUGCGCUUGGCGGAGGAACACGAGGACCAGCAGCAUCCGCUACAGGAAACAUUAACUUCAGCGGCAAGGGUGCUGGGAAGGUCAGUUUCACACAAGGUUUACAAGAAUUCUACUUACACUCCUCUUGGAGGAAAGAUGACAAGAAUCUGAAUGUAGACAUAUGCCAUGCAAGCUCACCCAUUGAUGAGAAGGAACCCUGGUGGUGGUACACAUGAUUAAUACAAAUGGUGGAAAGAUUAUUAGCUUGUGUUGAACUUUUUUUCAUUGUGAAGGGAGUUCUUGGAGAGCCAUCUAUCAGAAUUCUACCUCACAGAUCCUGCAUUGAUACAUUUUAGAAAAGCAAGAUAUUCUUAACAAGUAACAUUUACAAGAUGAGCUUUGGGCAGAUGCAUGGUGGACUGGAGUCAGUGCGUGUGGUACUUCCAGGAGAUGAAGUGAUGAGCUAUAACCCAGACACAAGUGAGGGGAGUAUCUACCUUGGUCCAGGGCUUCGCUGGGAGGAUGGAAUGGUGCGUGCUGCCAAGGCUGGCCUCCUUAAGAAAACACCACGUCAACUAUACUUUGUUGACACCCACCAGAAGCGAUACAUUCCUCAGAGGAGGGAAUAUGUCAUUGGCAUUGUCACCAAGAAGAAGGGUGACAUAUACAAAGUUGACAUCGGAGGCAGUGAACAAGCAACCAUAUCCUUCCUCUCCUUCGAGAAUGCUUCCAAGAAGACCCGGAGAGAUCUUGCUCUUGGUGACCUGAUCUAUGGUCAACUUAUUGUCGCAAACAAGCACAUGGAACCAGAAAUGGUCUGUAUUGAUGCUUAUGACCGGGCUAUGGGCAUGGGUGUGCUGCCUGCUGGUGGUGUCAUGUUCAGUGUGUCGCUGCAGGUGGCUCGCGAAAUUAUCAACCCUGAAAGCCCCUUCCUGCUAACUUUGUCCAAGAAGGUGAAGUACACGGUGGUGGUGGGGAUGAAUGGACGUGUGUGGGUGAAGGCAACACGCCAAAACAACAUGGUAGCCCUCAUGAACUGCAUUCUCAUGUUGGAAUAUAUGACACCUGAAGAGGCCAAUGACAAGGCCCUCAAGGUACUAGAAGCCCUCAUGCUGUGAAAAAAAUAUGUAUCAAUGAAAAAAAAAAAAAAAAAAGUUUACUGCCAACUACAUACACUAAAAAUAUAUGAGUAAAGUUUUCCAAGUGUUCUAUUCAAUUGUAAUUUCAUUCUCAGAUAAUCAAAAUUGUUCCACUGACAGAACUCUUACCUUUCUCUCUCUCUCUCUCUCUCUCUCUCUCUCUCUCUCUCUCUCUCUCUCUCUCUCUCUCUCUCUCUCUCUCUCUCUCUCUCUCUCUCUCUCUCUCUCUCUCUCUCUCUCUCUCUCUCUCUCUCUCUCUCUCUCUCUCUCUCUCUCAGAUGGCAGUUUCCUGCAGUUAGAAGUCUCUGAUCCACUGACAGUGGUGUCCUUGCAAAACCUGACAAUGGAUAGAUUCUUAGCAGAUCAGAGGAUAGGAAAACACAAAACAUAUGGGAGGUGCAUGCAGAAGGCAAUUCAACUUCUGAUUUUGACUGUGACUGUCAAAGGACAGGAAAGGUAUACUGUGAGUGAAAGAAAAGCCAGGACAAGAGAAAUAGUGGCAUAAACAUUUUUGUAGCAAGUGAUACAUGCACUGCUACAAUGAUCAUGGUAGGCAGUUGUGGUUUUAAAAGUGGGCUGAUAAAGUGAUGACUUGGGAUUUAUAGUUAGAUAGUUGAACACCAUGGAAUGUCACCACCUCAGCUACGGCAAAGAAAAAGUUUUGUUAGGACAGGACAUGGAGAUACAUCAGAAGGGGUAGGAAUCGAAGUUAGGAAGGUGAACAGAGAGAAAGAGAGAGAGAGAGAGAAACUGGAAAUGAGGGAGGCUCAGAAGACCUGGAGCUGCGAGGUGACAGUAACAUGGGAUUAAAGUGAAACUUGGAGGUGAAGGAGAGAAAAUUACACUAACACGAUUUUUUGUCUUUGCAAGCAAGUGUUAUUUUUCAACUCUCUUCAUUGCAAAACAAUAGAAAAUGUCCAUUAUUUCUGUCAAACUUUGCUUUUGUGGCUUUUAGAAUAAUUUUUUUGCCCCAAAAAUAGCUAAAUUUCACCAUUUUUGGAAAGAAAAAAUCAAAUGACAAAUUUAUUUUAAAACUUGACAUUAAUUUUUAGGAUUAAAAAUGAACAGUUUUUUUGAUUUGUGUGAAUACAACAAAUAACUUCCAUGUAUGAGCCCCCAAAUGUAGUCUCCCAUCAUGUUUUCAUUGAAGGAUCUCUGUUCAAAGUUCAUUAUAUCUUGGUGGAAGGGCUCCCCUUGUUCCUUUGAAUAUGCUCCCAUAUUCUCUAAGUUGUCAAGGUGAGCUUCAAGGACAUUCUGCAGCCCAUCUCACCAUAGGUUUUCACUAAAGCUUCAAUCAGUUCCAUAUAGUUAUCAACCUUGUUGUUGCCAAGAAAGCCCUGUACUACAACAAUGAAUCACUCCCAAACUUUUUUCUUCUUCCUUUUCUGUGAGCUUCUGUAGAAAUUCUGAGCACUCCAUCAUUUUCCUUACUUGUGGCCCAAUGACCAGCUUUCACCUUUACCUCUGAAAGCUUAGGAAAAGUCUUGAAGGUAUUUGAAGGCGGCAGACUCCUUGUCAAGGGGUGUAACAAAUGUUUCAUGAGACCCAGUUUGAUGUGUAGUGGAGGGAAAACCUUUUGAUUCACCAAUGGCUCAUGUUCGAUAUUGUGUGCUCCCACAGUAGUAUCAGUCCUUGGAGGCCAGUGCUUUCUGUGGUAAUGUGCUGCUCUGUCUCUAUUGUCCCAAAGGCAAAGAAAAUGAUAAUUCUUGGUAAAACCUCCUUGCAGUCCCAUCAAGAAAGCCACCAUCUUGAAGUUUCCAAUAACUUAUCAGUCUUAUUGUAGUUCAAAGUUUUCAGUAGAAACUACACUGCUGUAGUCCUCCUUAAGAUGCACGGAAUGAGCAAGAGGCAGAGGUGGAUACUUGUUUCCAUUGUGCAGAAGUACAGCUUUCAGGCUUUUGGAGGAGUUAUCAAUGAAGAGUCUCUAUUCAUCUGCAUUGCAAGGAAUUCUAAUAGCAUCAAACAAGCCUGAUACAUCAUUGCAGUAGCAUAGCCUGUCCUCCUUUGCAAAGAAGCUGGAGAAACGUUUUUGUAAUGUUUUCUUUGGCUGGUCACUUGCACACUCAUCAAGUAAAUCCCAUUCCUUCAGCCUUGAAAUCAAAAGCUCACCAUUUGACUUUGUCAAACCAAGAUCUCUGAUGAGGUCAUUAAGGUCUCUUUGGUUUGGGUAGCAAGGAUUCCUCCCAGUUACAACUGUAUCUGUGAUGUCACAGUCUUCCUUUCUGUUUAGCUCAUCUUCUGACUUGCUGCUUUCUUCUGAUAGUGGACUUCUUGAGGAGCUGGUACAGGAAGAUCAGCACUGUGGUACUGGUGCAAUGGAAGAUGAAAUGUCUGGAUAGAAAACAGCAGGUGCAUUUUUUCCAGAUUGGCAUUUGGAAGGAUCCACCAUGCAGAAAAAGUCAGUUGAGUGAUCAGUAGGUUCACACCAUAUUCUAGGAAUAGCAAAUUUCAUGGCUGUGUUUUCCCCUCUAUACCACCCUGUAAAAGAACAACAAUAUGAGUUUGUUAAACUUAUUUUAUUUUUAUUCUUAAUUCUUAAUUGGAUUUUACUCUUGAAAAACUAACAACUACUUUACCUUCUAGUGUUCUCUUACAAUGUUCACAAGCAAAAUGAGGUGCCCAGGUCUUGUCUUGGUCCCCAACUGGCACAGCAAAAUAUACUUUGUAAGCACACAUUUUCCAGAUGCUGUCACAGAGAACUUCUUUGCUCAUGUCUUGGUGAAUUGACCACAUAUGUAGCAGAAAUGCAUCUGGAGAAUGAUUGCAGCCUCUUGAUGCCAUUUCACCUCUUUGUAAUGUGUCUUCUCAGGCAGCCAAAGCAGAACUGAUUGGUGGUCUGUAAGCCCCUACUUUUAUAUUGUCAAACACUACUCUAGAAUAUUCUUAGUCUUUCUAGAAUGUGUUCCAGAAUGUUCUCAAUCUUUCUAGAAUAUUCUUGAACCUAUUUUACAAUAUUCUGAAUAAUUCUAGAAAAAUGUAUUCUAGAAAAUUUUUGAUACUUCUACAUAUUUUCUACUGUAUUCUAGAAAGUUCUAGAAUAUUCUAGAAAUGUUUACAUUGAAUAGAAUGUUCUAAAAUAUUUUAGAAACUUCUGAAAUGUAAGCAGAUUCUACUAAAUAUGAAAAAUUUCUUUCUAGAUCUGGUCAGUUCAAGAAUGAUCUUAUUUAAAAAUCUUUAGAACACUU
Scylla paramamosain (green mud crab) is the source of this 4382-nucleotide messenger RNA. RefSeq names its product exosome complex component RRP40-like. Gene Ontology annotation, biological process: nuclear polyadenylation-dependent rRNA catabolic process; CUT catabolic process; TRAMP-dependent tRNA surveillance pathway. Lineage: Eukaryota; Metazoa; Arthropoda; Malacostraca; Decapoda; Portunidae. Bases 451 to 1176 code for a protein of 241 amino acids. The record is from RefSeq and is a predicted model, not a curated record. The transcript has 4 exons. Gene Ontology annotation, molecular function: RNA binding. Gene Ontology annotation, cellular component: cytoplasmic exosome (RNase complex); nuclear exosome (RNase complex).